Molecule: messenger RNA, 1011 nt
Organism: Egretta garzetta (little egret)
Lineage: Eukaryota; Metazoa; Chordata; Aves; Pelecaniformes; Ardeidae
Product: arylacetamide deacetylase-like 4
Exons: 4
Coding region: 1-1011 (336 amino acids)
Molecular function (GO): hydrolase activity
Source: RefSeq, a predicted model, not a curated record
AUGAUCAUGGGAACGAUUUUGAAGAAGCUAGGGAUCUGCAGUGAUUUAAGCUUACUGCGAACUGUGCUAGAUGGAAUACCACCAUGGAGAGAUUCAAAGCUUCUUAUCAAAGACCUCCUAGUAGAUGAGGUACCACUGAGGAUUUAUCAGCCUAAAUGGCCACCUGCUGGCAAAAGAAGAGGAAUACUGUAUUUUCAUGGAGGCGCUGGCACAUUUGGGAGCAUUAGAGCCUUUGAAAGAAUAUGCCGCUAUAUUGCCAAAAAAUGCAACUCAGUGGUUGUGUCUGUUGGUUACCGUUUGGCUCCUGAACACCCAUACCCAGGACAAUAUUACGAUUGUCUCAAUGCCACCUUAUACUUUAUGAGGAAUUUAGAAGAGUAUAAUGUGGAUCCUGCUCUCAUCAUCAUUAGCAAAAGAGAUCUCCCAAAAGUACGUGCUCAGGUCUUACUUUAUCCAGGACUACAGGGGCUAGAUUUUCAUUUGCCUUCCUAUCAACAGAAUGCUUCAGUCCCCAUCUUGUUUCGGAAGCUAGUCAUCUACUUCUGUUUUCGUUACCUUAAUAAAGAACCAUCAGGUUUGGAAGAUGUUCUACAAAAUUGCCAUGUUCCUGAGAGUAUGAAACAGAAGUAUAAAAAAUGGAUAAGUGCUGACAUUAUUCCUGAUGAAUUUAAGAUUAGAGGCUACGUACCCCAGAAAUCCACUUCAUUUAAACCUGAGGUCCAUGAAGCAAUCAAAGAAAUUUUAGCAAUAACUUUUUCCCCACUUUUAGCUGAAGACUCCAUUAUUUGCCAGCUUCCUGAAGCCUACAUUGUGACCUGUGAGUUUGAUGUGCUUAGGGAUGAUGGACUGUUAUACAAGAAGCGAUUAGAAGACAAUGGUGUUCAAGUGACCUGGUAUCAUUCUGAGAGUGGUUUCCAUGGAAUUUUAGCCUUUUUUGGCUAUGGGAUUUUUUCCUUUUUGUCUGGAAAAAAGAUAAUGGAUAGCACUGUCAAUUAUAUAAACAGUUUAUAA